Messenger RNA from Cantharellus anzutake, 255 nucleotides. RefSeq lists its product as uncharacterized. The record is from RefSeq and is a predicted model, not a curated record. The transcript has 2 exons. NCBI's taxonomy places the organism in Eukaryota, Fungi, Basidiomycota, Agaricomycetes, Cantharellales, Hydnaceae. Bases 1 to 255 code for a protein of 84 amino acids.
AUGGAAUGGGUGCCAGAAAACUAUUUGAAACUCACUAUCAAACAUUGUGUCGUGAUUGACAUGACCAAUUACCCAGAUGGUAAACUGAUCAAACCAAAGCUUGCUAACAUUGAUCACUUGCGCCAGGUACUUGAUGGAUGGAAGAAUAGCAAGAUCAAAUGGGUCAAAUUAACCGAUGAACAGGUGGAAGAGAGGCAUGAGGAGCUCGCUGCACUUACCUCUACUGGCGCCGAAGUAGCAUCCAUGAACCUUUAA